CUGACCGUGAGUUUAACAAACACCUCAACUCAAAGUGGAAGUAAACCCCGGUGAAGUUCGUGGAGCUGUGACUGACUGUCUGUUUUCAGCUUCACCUGGAGACUCAAUGGCUUCCAGAUCACGAGAGGAUCUCUACUGUUCCGUCUGCCAGGAUGUCUUCAGAGAUCCUGUCAUUCUGUCAUGUAGCCACAGCUUCUGUAAAGAUUGUGUGAAGAGCUGGUGGAAAGUCAAAGAAGUGAAAGAGUGUCCACUUUGUAAGAGAAGAUCUUCAAUGAACGAACCAGCUAACCUGGCGUUAAAGAACCUGUGUGAGGCCUACUUGCAGGAGAGAGAUCAGAGCUCUUCACAUGCUCUCUGCAGUCUGCACUCAGAGAAACUCAGACUCUUCUGUCUGGACCAUCAGCAGCCAGUGUGUGUCAUCUGCAGAGAUUCAGAAAUACACACCGACCACAAAUUCCGACCCAUCGAAGAAGCUGCAAAACAACCCAAGAAGCAGCUUCAGGAAACUCUGGAGCCCUUGAAGAAGAAGUUAAAGUGUUUUGAACAUGUUAAAGUAGAAUUUGACCAAACAGCAGAACACAUUAAGGUCCAGGCCGGACGCACAGAGAGGCAGAUCAAAGAGCAGUUUAAAAAGCUUCACCAGUUUCUGGAGGAGGAAGAGGAGGCCAGGAUGGCUGCACUGAGGGAGGAAGAGGAGCAGAAGAGUCGGAUGAUGAAGGAGAAGAUUGAGGCUCUGGGCGGAGACAUAACGGCUCUUUCAGAGACAAUCAGAACCACAGAGGACGAGCUGAGAGCUGAAGACGCCUCGUUGCUGCUCAACUACAAGGCUGCGGUGGAACGAGUCCAGCAGCACCCCCUGCUGGAUGAUCCACAGCUGGCCUCAGGAGCUCUGAUAGACGAGGCCAAACACCUGAGCAACCUGAGCUUCAACAUCUGGAACACGAUGAAGGACAUGGUCUCCUACAGUCCUGUGGUUCUGGACCCAAACUCUGCUCAUCCAAGACUCCUCCUGUCUGGAGAUCUGACCAGUUUGAGACAAAGGAGGAAACAGCAGCUUCCUAACAAUCCAGAGAGGUUUGAUUAUUACCACUUAGUCCUGGGAUCUGAGGGUUUUCACUCAGGGACUCACAGCUGGGACGUCCAGGUUGGAGACAAUAUAUGCUGGGCACUGGGUGUGUUGGGAGAGUCUGUCCAGAGGAAGAGAAACAAACAGUCUGGAUUAUGGGGAAUACUGUUCCAUGGAGGUACAUACUCAACAGUGUCAUCACCAAUAUCUGUUCUCUCUGCGCAGAAGAUCGAGAGGAUCAGAGUGAAACUGGACUGGAACAGAGGAGAAGUGUCGUUCUCUGAUCCAGACACUCACACACACAUUCACACCUUCACACACACUUUCACUCAGAAGAUGUUUCCAUUCUUUCACAUUAUGGAUGAUUCCCCAGUGAAGCUGUUACCUGUGAGUGUCUCUGUGACAGUGGAUCAGAGCAGGUAGAGAUAGAGAUUUUAUUCAUCAUGUUGUUUCUUCAAGACAAAUCUGCUCAAUUUAACUGUUAAACUGCGCUCGUUAUUCUAAAGCUUUGUUUAUUUCUCCUUUCACUUCUCACUCAUUUUAUUGCUACUGUCGACUUUUUCAUGUGUGUAAAAAGAUGGCUUGUUUAUUUAUUUUCAUGGAAAAUGUUUUUUUUUAAUCAUUUUGAUCUUGUGUGGGU
This is a messenger RNA of Hippoglossus stenolepis (Pacific halibut), 1706 nucleotides long. RefSeq names its product nuclear factor 7, brain-like. Gene Ontology annotation, molecular function: protein binding; zinc ion binding. NCBI's taxonomy places the organism in Eukaryota, Metazoa, Chordata, Actinopteri, Pleuronectiformes, Pleuronectidae. The transcript has a single exon. Bases 107 to 1489 code for a protein of 460 amino acids. The record is from RefSeq and is a predicted model, not a curated record.